AUGUCGAGUGCGCCUCCGCCUGCGCUCUUACCACCGCCCGAGGGCAUCUUCCGGACUUUCGAAGAUCUUCUGACCUCAGUUCAGCGCGUCGCUAAGGACCAGGGCUACGGUGUCGUCAAGCUUCGCGCCUCGAACUACCGCGACGGCAAGCCUACUCGUUACGACUUGGUGUGCGACCGCGGCGGCGUCAAGUAUAGCAGCACGGCGAAGAAGCGCAACCCCUCCACGCGCAAGGUCGACUGCCCGUGGCGCGCAAAGGCCGUCUGCGAAGUUCAGCUGGGAAAUCAAUGGCGCUUUGCCGUCCAAGAGGGUAGCCACAACCACGAGCCUCGCGUCGCGACCGCCCCUCCCGGCCAAGAAAACACCCCUCUCGCCCAGUCGAUCCGCUCAUUCACCAACAAGAUCGAUCGCCUCAGUCACGACAUGGCUCAGGGCUUUAUGCGCAUCGAGCAGCAUCUUGACACCAUGAACAAGCGCUUGGAGAAUCUGGAGGCCCGCGCCGGAAGCUACGAACCGCGCUUCCAAAACAUGGAGUCACGGCUACAGGGUAUGGAGGCCCGUGGCAGCAUGGAGCUUCCUAUGGACGACGUCGACGCCCGGCUCCUGUCAUCCACGGUCAUGUAG
This is a messenger RNA of Colletotrichum higginsianum IMI 349063, 624 nucleotides long. Its product is annotated as Peptidase family T4. The transcript has a single exon. The record is from RefSeq and is a predicted model, not a curated record. Lineage: Eukaryota; Fungi; Ascomycota; Sordariomycetes; Glomerellales; Glomerellaceae. Bases 1 to 624 code for a protein of 207 amino acids.